This is a messenger RNA of Kwoniella shivajii, 1209 nucleotides long. RefSeq lists its product as uncharacterized. Gene Ontology annotation, cellular component: peroxisomal membrane; peroxisomal importomer complex; peroxisome. The transcript is spliced from 4 exons. Gene Ontology annotation, molecular function: protein binding. The coding region runs from base 1 to 1209 and encodes 402 amino acids. The record is from RefSeq and is a predicted model, not a curated record. Gene Ontology annotation, biological process: protein import into peroxisome matrix, docking. NCBI's taxonomy places the organism in Eukaryota, Fungi, Basidiomycota, Tremellomycetes, Tremellales, Cryptococcaceae.
AUGACAUCACUUCCACCCAGACCGAAACCUUGGGAAACAGCUUCUUCACCUGCAAUCCCUUCCUCCGAAGCGGGACCAUCGAAACCUUCAACAACAACAACCACUUCGUCUGCUUUCGAUACUGCUUUACAAGCAUCGAGCAGUAGUAACGCGCCGAGGAUACCUGAUAGACCUGCUGAUCUAGCUGCGAACAAUUACGCAACUCAAACAUACCCGAAUCAGUCUCGCUAUACUGGCUCGUACGGCAUGUCGCCUUAUAGCGGUAUCGGAGGAAUGGGCGGAGUAGGUGGAUAUGGUGGAGGAUAUGGAGGCUACGGAGGAGGGUAUGGGGGGAUGAGCAGGUUUGGCGGUGGAUAUGGAGGAAUGGGUGGUUACGGAAUGGGUGGUUAUGGUGUUGGUGGAAUGGGAGGUCCGGGAGAAGGAUAUCCUACCCUCACCUCCUCUCUACAAGCAUCUACCGCACCCGCUUUUGCUGUUCUCGAAUCAUUGGUAACAGCGUUCACUUCACUGGCACAAUUGAUCGAGUCUACUUAUAUGGCAACACAUUCGUCUUUCUUCGCAAUGGUAGGAGUUGCCGAUCAACUCGGAUCUCUGAAGACCUAUCUGGGUCAAGUUUUAGGCGUGUUCUCGAUACUGAGAUUAGGUAAAAAAAUAAUCGCUUGGUUGAAAGGCAAAAAAAUCAAGACGUCUUCUGGAGGAUGGGCAAAUGAAUGGUCAACUAAAGGAAUAUCCAAAGGUGCAAAUAAUAGCGGUGGUAGUAGCGGCGGAGGUGGUGGAAGACCAAGUUUAAAACCUUUGGUCCUAUUCUUAUUGUCAGCAGUUGGAUUACCUUAUUUGAUGUCAAGAUUAGUCAAACUUUUGAUUGCCUCUCAACAGCAACAGCAACAGCAGCAGCUACAGCAAAACAAUUUCAUGAAUGCGGAUGGAACAAUUGACCCUACAAAAUUAGAAUUCGCAAGAGCUAAAUGGGAAUUCAAACCUUCAGAAGAGUGGGAAUUGGCUUUAGGAAGAGAUGAGAUCGUUGCUGUCUUAGAGAAACGAUCAGGUCAAAAUCAGAAUCAAAAUCAAAAUCGAGCUCAAACGAACGAAUCGGAUGGUUGGUGGAGAGGUCGAACCAGAGAUGGUAGAACAGGUUGGUUCCCUGGUAAUUACGUCGAAGUCAUUCGCAAAAGAGAGGUACCUCCUGCCAGUUCAACAAACACGGGCUGA